Messenger RNA from Strongyloides ratti, 3453 nucleotides. Its product is annotated as Protein-tyrosine phosphatase, receptor/non-receptor type domain and Protein-tyrosine/Dual specificity phosphatase domain and Protein-tyrosine phosphatase, catalytic domain-containing protein. Gene Ontology annotation, biological process: protein dephosphorylation. The record is from RefSeq and is a predicted model, not a curated record. Bases 1 to 3453 code for a protein of 1150 amino acids. The transcript is spliced from 3 exons. NCBI's taxonomy places the organism in Eukaryota, Metazoa, Nematoda, Chromadorea, Rhabditida, Strongyloididae. Gene Ontology annotation, molecular function: protein tyrosine phosphatase activity.
AUGUUUCUGGAUAUUCACCAGUUUAAAACAAUCUGCCUGCUGCUACUUCUACCAAUUUUCACACAGUGUGAAGAAGGUAUUUAUGGAACCUUUUUUCCUACGGUUCCAAAGAAAAUCAACAAAACUACUUUUCCAGUCAAUCUAAGGUUUGCAGCUAACUCGGACGUCAUUCUUUUAAAAUGUCCUGGUUCUUUAUACAAACAUCAAAAUAGUAUGGAUAAAUUCACUGAAAAUAAAAAACUGGGAGAUUGGAGCGUUAUGCCUUCAAACCAAGAUAUUUUAUUCAAUUGGAUACUAUCAAUAUAUAAUGCUUCAGGACCUCAGCAUAUUCAGUGUGGUGAUAUUGGAAUAAAGCGCAGUGAUGGAAGCCAAAUGCCCUAUGAAUGGAAGUUUAAUUUCAAUUGGCAACCCGGACCAAAUCCUUAUGUAAUGGCAAAACGAGAGAAGAUAAUAAACCAACUUCCAAUUACCAGUAUAUGUGGAAAUGAUCAAAAAAAAAUUUUAAAAUUUACAAGAGACAAGGAAGGCAAAUUAUUUAAACUCAUAUUAGUUAAUGGAGCGUUGAAGACGUCGGAUGAGUUGCCGCAUGUGAACAAACUCUACUAUUUGUUUACAAUACCUAAAGAUACUUAUAAAAAGGAGAUUGCAGAGCCUUGCAUGAUCUUUAGAGCUGUCAAUGACAUACCAGAAAUAAUAGUACAAGGUUACAAUUCUACCCAAAAAUCGCUCAACGGUAUAGACAUUGAUGUCAUUAAAUUCGACUAUUUGGAAACGUCUCUUGAAAUUCAACUUCUUUUACAAAAUCAACCAAAUUUAAAAGAUUUUUAUAAGAACGAAGAAAUUUUAAUUAGCAAGGUUAUAUUCACAAAGGAUGGAGCUAAGGAAGUACCAAAAUCUAACAAAACUACCAAGGGAAAAUUCUCAUUAAAUGGAUAUGAGCUUUUAAAAUUUUCUUAUGAUUGCCCAUCGACUGAAGACGACCACAAGAUAACGAAGAUCUUCUAUUUCGCACCACCACAAGAAAACUUUAAAUUUCCAUUGGAGUAUAUUCUCUACGCAUCAAAUGAGACGGUGGUCAGACCAAAUUGCUCAAUCAAUAGAUUCAGUUUUGGAUACCUUUAUUCAGUUGAUUAUAUUAACAAAAAGAUAGUUAAUCUAACUGAGUUGAAUGCUAAUGGAGUAGAAAACAAUGGUUUGUAUCGCUCUGGUGAUUUUGUCUUUACAACAGAUGUUUCGAAUUUCAAUACAACUUUAAAAUGCCUUUACAAAACACCUAAUGGAGAAGUCACUUUAAUUCACUCGUUUUUACAUAGUGACAAAGCAAGUUUUGGAAUAGAUAAAAAUGGAAAAAGAUAUUUAAAUGUGGAUGAAGAUAAAGUAACUAUAAAUAAAAUUCAAAAAUCACGAUUUGAAAAAUUUAAAGAAACAUUUGGAACUACUGGUGCAAUUUUUAUUAUUGUUGGAAGUAUUAUUAUUGGUAUCUUAAUUUUUGUUGGCAUCAGUGUAUUAAUAUUUCUUAAGGCAAUAAAAUUACAUAUUAGAAGAAAGAAAUUAGCAUCUAUAUAUCCCAAUAUAUUUGCAUUGUGGAAAGAAUUAUCAAAUGCAAAAUUGGAAGAGUACUGUAAAAUAGUUCAAGACAAAGAAUAUAUUCCGGAUAAAUUAAAAAAUCAAUCGUCUUCAAUGAAAAUAGAAAAUGAUGAGGAGAUUGAUUUCGAUACAGGUUCUCUUUUUGAUUCAUCUUUGGUCAAAUGUUUUAAAUCAAUCUUUGGAGAAAUAAGAGCUCAUUACAUUGAUGAUGUCUCACCGGAAAGAAAAUAUAUAAUUUCUGAUGGACCAGCACCUGAAAAUGUAAAAUAUUUUUGGGAGUUACUUUACAAAGAGGAUGUCGCAGUUGUUAUUUCAAUGAUUUAUCAAGAUAGUGAUGAAGACCCAGAAACAAGUAAUAAAUUGUUAUAUUGGCCAGAAACAAACCAGACUUAUGGAAAUGUUACUGUUAAAUAUUUGGAAGAACUCCCAACAAAUCUUAUAUCUGUUAAAGUUUUAAAAUUUAGCAUGACUAUGAAAGGAGAAAAACCAAAGGAAGUAACACUUUUUCAUGUUAGUUAUUGGAAAGAACAUGCAAUACCAAGUACGGAUCUACACUUCACCAACUUAUAUUCAGAGUUUUCUGAAUGUGCUGGAAAUGGGAAUGUUCUCGUUCAUGCUUCACGUAGUGCUGGAUCACGUGUAUUCAUAUUUACAUAUUUUUGUUGUAUUUUGGAAACAAUGCAAGCUGAUGCUUCAAUUUAUAGUCCAAUGAAGAUUAUAAAAGAAAUUCGUGAAAAGCGUUAUGGUGGUAACAUCUCUUCUAUGGAAUAUGCUUACUUAUUGAAAGCAUUACUAGCAUAUUUCUUUGAGAACAAAAUGUUAAUUGAUGAAAAUAAUCUGAGGAUAAAAUUUACUGAUGAAUAUGACCGUUAUCUUUACAAGUUAGAUGUUUGUAAAGGUAACAUGGAUAAAAGAUUCAAGCGUUUUUUACAAUUUAUUAGUGUUCUUGAUGAUGGAAAAUUAAGAGAACUUUGUGUUCAAUUUGUUAAAAUAGGUGUAAUGAAUAAUAAAGAACUUUUAAAAAACUGUCAACGUUUUUAUAUUGCUAAAGAAAGUUCUCAACGAAAAAAUCGUUUUAACGAUCUACCAUGUCUUGAUAAAACGUCAGUUAACAUUAACGGAUAUGAUUCUAAAGAUAUUCGUGGUUAUAUACAUGCUAAUCAAAUGAUUUAUAAGUAUGGUGAUGAAAAAGAAAGAAAAAUUAUUAUGUGUCAGGCACCAAUACCAACAACAGUUGAUGAUAUGUAUGACAUGAUUUUUAGAUACAAGAUCGGAAUCAUUGUCAUACUUGUUAAUGUAAAGGAAAUAAAGGAGAAAAAUAAGUGUUUUCCUUAUUUUCCUACAGAUGCUAAGGAAAUGAAAGGAGGUAAAUACACUGUCAUGUAUAUUGAUAAAAAAGUGGAUGAUUUAAAUCAUAUUAUUGAAUAUGAUUAUACAAUUUAUAAUGACAAAAAUGUAAGAAGUAAUUUUAAAAUUCUUCAUUAUACUAAUUGGCCUGAUAAGAGCAUACCUAAUGAAAGUAAAACUAUUCAUGAACUGUACAAAAGAAUUGUAAAUCUUGACAAUAAUUGUCAAAUAGCAAUUCAUUGUAGUACAGGAAUAGGAAGAACCGGAACAUUAGCAUUAGCUAUUUACAUGAUUGAUAUGAUCAAUUCAUGUAAAGCUUUUGAUCCAAUAAAGUUUUUAGAAACUCUUAGGUCACACCGCUAUAAAGCAGUUCAAAAUAAGAUGCAAUUUAUCUUUUCAUUAUCAAUUGUUUAUGAACAUUUUAAAAAUAAGAUAGAUGAAAUGGAUCCUGAUGCUUACAAAAAUUUUACAACAAUAUCAAAAAAUAUCUUUCGCCACAAUAAAGAAUAUAAAGGAUAA